AUGGUUCUUGCUAGCGCAUUUCUCCCACUCACGUCAACUCUGCGAUGUUAUAAAUGUCGAGACAAUUCCGGAGACCAAUGCGGCGAUCCAUUUAACAGGAACGGGAUCGGAGUCGUUGAGGUGACAGCAGUUAACAAUUAUUGUUGGAAAAUCGAAGCUCAAGUUGGCAAUGCCAAAGGACCUACAAUUGAAGGUGGAACUUUUCUAAAAUAA
Molecule: messenger RNA, 213 nt
Organism: Rotaria sordida
Lineage: Eukaryota; Metazoa; Rotifera; Eurotatoria; Philodinida; Philodinidae
Source: the annotation of a GenBank genome assembly